Messenger RNA from Neoarthrinium moseri, 2160 nucleotides. RefSeq lists its product as uncharacterized. NCBI's taxonomy places the organism in Eukaryota, Fungi, Ascomycota, Sordariomycetes, Amphisphaeriales, Apiosporaceae. The transcript has 2 exons. Gene Ontology annotation, molecular function: protein binding. Bases 1 to 2160 code for a protein of 719 amino acids. The record is from RefSeq and is a predicted model, not a curated record.
AUGGCAGGCCUCACCACAAGUCCCCGACCGGUCUUUGCUGCCCCCGAGUGGACUCCGGCACAGAAAAUAAUGCACGACGAUGCACCCUCGACCUCGGGCGCAAGUGCCUACUCACACGAUACCGGCGCCGAGGGCGUAGAGAAGGACUUUCUGGAGCCCGCCAGGCCGACAACCGCACACCCUUUCCAACGCACGCGGAGUUUCAGCACCUCGAUGCCAUGGAGACGGCGGCCCAAGUCAUUGCACCUCGCAUUCGAAGACAGCUCAAUCCCAAGCGAAGCCAACGAGGAUGCCGUUGAGGAACCACGCCAUGGACAACCGGAAGAGAUCAACAGCAGCUCGCUGAAGGGCAAGUUUCGGCGUGCUUCUCUCAGCCUGAUGAAGGGCAUCGCCCACCGCCGCGACCGCCGAAGCUCGGAACCCGGAAAGAGCCAUGACGACCACCCAGCCAGGCCGUCUACAGCCCACUCGGCAUGGAACAGAUUACGGCAGGCCGCUAGCUUCCGUCACUCCAAGAUGAUGUACAGUGCACGCACCGGUACACUGGAUACAAUCUACUCGCCUCUCGAGUCGACAUUCCCAAGCGUGCCUGUUCCCGGCUACGGAUUCGAGCCUCCAAUCAUCCCGUCACACACCGGCGCUGCUGCGAAAGCUGCGGCUGCAUACCAAAACGAAUACCUGGCCAUGCGCCAGAGGGAAGAGUGGCUGGCUGAGCACAUGCAGAAUGAUCGCGAGAGCGGCAUUGGCAUCUCUCUCGUGAACGCAGACGACCUCGAGUCCAGUGCUACCCUUGUCGAAGAUUGGCUUAGUAGGGUCGACUUCGUCUCUAGACUACCAUCUGAGCUCGCCAUUCAGGUCCUCUCUCACUUGGAUGCCACACAUCUUACUGCCGCCGCCAGAGUUUCCAAGAAGUGGUAUAGUGUGGCCCAGGAUCAGCAGAUAUGGCGCCAAUCGUUCCUCCGGGAGAAGACCAGCACCUUCGCCACUACGGAGCCGAUCCAGCCCGGCACAGGCUUUGGUGUGCCUGCUCUCCGACCGGGUAACGACUGGCAGAAGAUCUACCGGGCCCGACAAGAGCUGGACCAGAAGUGGAAGGAGGGCACUGCUACAAGGCCAGUCUAUCUGAAUGGCCAUCUGGAUAGCAUCUACUGUCUACAAUUCGACGAGUCCAAAAUCAUCACCGGCUCGAGGGACAAGACCAUUCGAAUUUGGGACAUGCACACCUUUCAGUGCCGCCUGGUCAUUGGGCCGCCUGAAGUAGUUAACGAUACUUCAGUCCUGUUCGAUGCCAGUGGCCAGCCUGUCCACUACGCUUCUGUGCCAGAAAAGGAGCGGGACCACGAGUCGGUACCCGCGACUGUCUCUUUCCCGACUCACCACAAGGCAUCAAUCUUGUGUCUGCAGUACGAUGACGGUAUCCUGGUGACAGGUUCGUCGGACUCGACCUGUAUCGUCUACAACUUGAAGUCAGGCUACCGCCCGAUUCGACGUCUUGAACACCACACUGCCGCUGUACUUGAUCUAGCUUUUGACGACAAGCAUAUUGUGACUUGCUCCAAGGACAUCACCAUCUGUGUCUGGGACCGAGCUACUGGCGCAUUGCUCAAGCAGCUCAAGGGUCACACUGGUCCGGUCAACGCCGUCCAGCUCCGUGGCAACAGUAUUGUCUCAUGCUCAGGGGAUUUCCGUGUCAAGCUGUGGAACAUUGAUAGCGGCAAGGUUGUCCGCGAGUUUGAAGGUCACACCAAGGGCCUGGCGUGCAGCCAAUUCUCGGAGGAUGGCCGCUAUAUCGCAUCCGCCGGUAGCGACAAGGUGAUCCGCAUCUGGGACGCCAGGACCGGCGAGUGCAUCCGCGAGAUGCAGGCUCACGAGGGCUUGGUUCGUAGUCUGCACAUUGACAGCGUCAGCGGACGUCUCAUCAGUGGCAGCUACGACACCGAUAUCAAAGUCUUCGACAUUGCAACCGGUGAUCAGUUGUUGGACUUCCCACGCUGGCACGCUAGCUGGGUUCUCAGUGCGAAGAGCGACUACAGACGCAUCGUCAGCACCGGGCAAGAUCCCAAGAUUCUUAUUAUGGACUUCGGCGCCAACGUCAAGGAUAUCGGAAUGCUUGAGAGUGCCCCUCAAACCGAUGUCGCGAGAGCUGCUGGCUUUAUCUAA